Messenger RNA from Motacilla alba alba, 1019 nucleotides. RefSeq names its product microsomal glutathione S-transferase 1 (gene MGST1). Bases 183 to 650 code for a protein of 155 amino acids. The record is from RefSeq and is a predicted model, not a curated record. Gene Ontology annotation, molecular function: glutathione transferase activity. NCBI's taxonomy places the organism in Eukaryota, Metazoa, Chordata, Aves, Passeriformes, Motacillidae. The transcript has 4 exons. Gene Ontology annotation, cellular component: mitochondrion; membrane.
UGCCCCGCCGCUCCCGCCCCGAGCCCGCGGGGCUCCGUGAGGGCGGCCCGGGCGGGACCCGCCUCCGCGGCCGGCGGGGCGAGGCGGGGCCGGGCCGUGCCGAGCCGCAGUGUCCGCCGGGGAGCAGCGGGGCUCGGAUCGCCGCGGGCACGGCCGAGAGGUCGUCAGUGAGAAGGGGAGAAAUGGCCAAAUCGACCCAGUUAAUUGACAAUGAAGUCUUCCGGGCUUACGCUACUUACACAGCCAUUGUUCUUCUAAAGAUGAUGCUAAUGAGUCUGAUAACAGCAUACUACAGGAUCACAAGGAAGGCAUUUGUCAACCCAGAAGAUGCAGCAUCAUUUGGAAAAGGAGAGAAUGCUAAGAAAUUCCUGAGGACUGAUCCAGAUGUUGAACGUGCACGCAGAGGCCACCUGAAUGACCUGGAAAAUAUUGUCCCGUUUGUUGGCAUUGGACUGCUGUAUGCUCUGAGCGGCCCUGAGCUGUCCACAGCCCUGCUGCACUUCAGGAUCUUCACAGGGGCUAGGAUCUUUCACACUUUUGCAUACUUGCUCCCUCUUCCCCAGCCCGGCAGAGGUUUGCCUUGGGCAGUUGGCUACUCGGUGACCUUAUCCAUGGCCUACAAAGUCCUGAAGACAGCGUGGCUCCUGUAGCAGAGCUGUAGCUUCUGUGUCCCCUUUGACAUUCCACACAAAGUUUCCAACACUGUACCGUGGUGUCUUGAGUGAGCCAAUGAGUCUUCCGUGGUAACUGGAAUUCUUCUUUUGAACAAAAGCUUUUUGUUCCUGUUUAGAAGUGUUCCUUUUUUUUGGAGGAAAAAGAAUCCUUCUCCCUGUAUUCCCUGUGCAUGGGUUGCACUGCCAAAUACUAGAUUGGAUGUUCCCUUUGCGAUUUGUCAAGUGCUUACAAUUCUAAACAUGCCAUGAUGCUGUAUUGAUAGAGUGUUUGAUAAUUUUCUACAGAUGCACUAUUUUUGGCUGUAGCUCUGAAGUCUAAAUCAAUAAAGACAAGAUUAAAAAAAA